Molecule: messenger RNA, 1622 nt
Organism: Trichosurus vulpecula (common brushtail)
Lineage: Eukaryota; Metazoa; Chordata; Mammalia; Diprotodontia; Phalangeridae
Gene: JAKMIP3
Product: Janus kinase and microtubule interacting protein 3
Exons: 10
Coding region: 15-1622 (535 amino acids)
Molecular function (GO): microtubule binding; kinase binding
Source: RefSeq, a predicted model, not a curated record
GUCACAACUUCACAAUGUCCAAGAAGGGCAGCAGCAGCCGAACCAAGGGGGAGAAGCCUGAUGCCUUAGCCGCCUUGCAAGCUGCCAAUGAGGACCUCCGGGCCAAGCUCACAGACAUCCAGAUAGAGCUGCAGCAAGAGAAGAGUAAGGUCAGUAAGGCCGAGCGGGAGAAAAACCAGGAAAUUCGGCAGGUGAAGGAGCACGAGCAGCAUAAAAACACCGUGUUGGUGACGGAGCUCAAAGCCAAGCUUCACGAAGAAAAGAUGAAGGAGCUCCAGGCUGUCCGCGAAGCGCUCCUGAGACAGCACGAGACAGAGCUGCUGCGCGUCAUCAGAAUCAAAGACAAUGAGAACCAGAGACUCCAGGCGCUCCUCAGCGCGCUCAGAGACAGCGCUCCCGACAAGGUCAAAACCGUGCUGAUUUCCGAAGCGCGGGAGGAAGCCAAGAAGGGCUUUGAGUUCGAGAAGAUUAAAAUGCAGCAAGAGAUUUCUGAGCUCAAGGGAGCCAAGAAGCAAGUGGAAGAAGCCCUGACCAUGGUCAUCCAGGCCGACAAGAUCAAAGCUGCGGAAAUUCGGAGUGUGUAUCACCUUCACCAGGAGGAAAUUUCUCGAAUCAAGAGAGAGUGUGAAAGAGAGAUCCGCCGACUGAUGGAGGAGAUAAAGUUUAAAGACAGAGCAGUCUUCGUGCUGGAGAGAGAGUUAGGGGUCCAAGCCGGGCAUGCUCAGAGACUUCAACUCCAAAAAGAGGCUUUAGAUGAACAGCUAUCUCAGGUCAAAGAGGCCGAUCGGCAUCUGGGCAGCCCCAAACGAGAGCUUCCUUAUGGCAGUGGUGCAGGAGACGCCUCAGACCACUCAGGAAGCCCUGAACAGCAGUUGGAUGAGAAAGAUGCCCGGCGCUUCCAACUUAAAAUUGCUGAGUUAAGUGCGAUCAUUAGGAAGCUGGAGGACCGCAACGCCCUGCUUUCUGAAGAGAGGAAUGAACUGCUAAAGCGUCUAAGGGAAGCAGAAAGUCAGUAUAGACCUUUACUAGACAAAAACAAACGCUUGAGUCGGAAAAAUGAAGAUUUGUCUCAUGCUUUACGAAGAAUGGAGAACAAACUGAAGUUUGUAACACAAGAGAAUCUAGAGAUGAGACAGCGAGCUGGAUCGAUCAGGAGGCCAAGUUCCUUAAAUGACCUUGACCAGAGUCAAGAGGAGAGAGAAGUGGACUUCUUGAGGAUGCAAAUGGUGGAGCAGCAGAACCUGAUAGAUGAGCUGUCCAAGACCCUCGAGACAGCAGGAUAUGUGAAGAGUGUCUUGGAACGCGAUAAACUUUUAAGAUUCAGGAAGCAGAGAAAGAAAAUGGCCAAGCUCCCUAAGAAGCCGGUCGUGGAGACAUUUUUUGGAUAUGAUGAAGAAGCAUCCUUAGAGUCUGAUGGUUCUUCCAUCUCCUAUCAAACAGACAGAACAGACCAGACUCCCUGCACACCAGACGAUGACUUGGAGGAGGGUAUGGCCAAAGAAGAGACGGAGCUGAGAUUCCGUCAGCUGACCAUGGAAUACCAGGCUUUGCAGCGAGCAUACGCCUUGUUGCAGGAACAAGUGGGAGGAACGUUGGAUGCAGAGCGAGAAGUUAAGGUCUAA